Molecule: messenger RNA, 1983 nt
Organism: Mus pahari (shrew mouse)
Lineage: Eukaryota; Metazoa; Chordata; Mammalia; Rodentia; Muridae
Exons: 1
Coding region: 103-414 (103 amino acids)
Source: RefSeq, a predicted model, not a curated record
CGACCCUCCCCGCGACGCCCGCGCGUCCCCUUCCCUCACCUGCGGGGCGGCACCCAGGAUGCGAGGGGCGCGGAGGGCGCGGAGUGCGGAGGCGACAGCGGGAUGUCCGUUCACCCGCGCGAGCUCUCACAGUCUCGCAGCUUCCCUGGGAGACCCACGGCAGCUGCCAGCCCGCGACGCUCGGGGCGGCGCCCUCUGGCGGCGGGAGGCCUCGCGCGCCGCCCCGCAAACGCUACCAUUGGCUGCGCUGCCAGUGCCACCCCGGGGAUGGAGGCGCCACGUCGGGGCCUCGGGGCUGCGGAAGCGGCGGCGAUAGGCGGAACCCGAAGCGGUCACACGGAAGGGGGUGAGAGACCGCAAGCUCUUGAGCCCAGUAUCAUCGCCCCCUCCCACGCCGCUUGGGCACCAGAGUAGGACUGGAAGGAGACCUAGAUUCAUUUGGGCACCAGGGUGUCACUUCCUUCGGAAUCUGUUCUCUGCAGUAACUUAUCCUGAGCGUCCUGCUUUGCAUUCCGAUACUGUUACCGUCACCCUGAAAACAGCCAUACAGCCGUGUCCUUUCAAAUGAAUGACAGGCAUAGGAACCCGCGUUGAACAAGGAGGUGACCUAAACUCAUUCGGACGCCAGAGCGUCACUUCGGAACCUGUUCUCAAUUCCCUAUCCCAUGAGUUAUGCUCUACACGCAGUCACUGUUUUUAUCAUCUUGAAAACAAAAUGCGGUAUUUUUGCAAAUGAAUGGUAGGGACGGAUCUCAGAGCCAACACAAGCUCUUGUUUUCCCUGGCCUUCAUCUCAACUUAUAUGUCGCUGUAUUCACCCGUGUUUCAGUGGCCAGGUGUACACUAGCCCAGACAGAACACUGGGUAAGGCUGAAUCCCUGAGACUGGAGAUGUGAAAAGUGCUCCAAGUCAUGGCAGUAGAAGGGAGAAUGCUCCCAGGCAAUGGGAAAGAUCCUGAACCUGAGUUGCUGAGGGACAGGGAAGACCAAAGUGUGUGUGUGUGUAGAAAGCUCAAAGAGGAUGAGCCACUGCAUGAAAUUUGGAAUUCAGUGUCUGAGAUGGAAAUUGCAAGGUCUAAUUCACAGUUUUAGAAAGUUUCUUCAUGAAAGGACAAGCAGAAAAGUGAGAGAGGCUGAGGGUGUAACUUACUUGUCAAAGUGCUUGCCUAGCCUUGGGUUUGAUUUCCAGCACCAAAUAAACUGGAUAUGGUGGGGUACCCUUCUCAUAGCAAUACAUGGGAGUGGGGGGGGAUUAGGAGUUCCAGGUCUUCUUUGGCUAUGAAGCAAGAAAUACCCAGGUCCAGGACCACUGGGGACAGAGGGAAGAGUUUACAUUAGAAGGAAGACCCUGAGAUGCACUCUGUCUGUACCCAGAGUGCUACUGUAAGCUCAGGAAGUUGUCAGUAUUGUGCCAGUACAAAGUGAAACUUGAUGAGAUUGUAUGAACUUCCUGAUGUUCCUGUACCAACAGCCUACAUUUUUGUUGCCUUAAAACAACAUAAACUUAGAGUUCAAAAGGACCAGAGUCAGCAGUAGGUGUUUCACUGGGCUGAUGUCAAGAUGCUGAUAAGGCUUGUCCCUUCUGGAAACUAGUAUGGAACUCUUGCCUCUUUUUAGCUCCUGGAGGCCUCCUGGACUCCUAGGUCAUGCCCUUCAUCUCCAGAGCCAGUAGUUCCCUCUGAAUGAGGUCUCCUGACCACACCUCCUCCGGGUCUUCCCUGGUGAUUGCAUUUGAAACGUGGAUAAUCCUAGGAGGUCCUGGAGAUCCCCAGGGAUUUUCCAGGCAAGGUAGCAAUAAUCACAAGUUGCCAGCGAUAGAGAGUAGAUAUGUUUGGGAACCCAUCAUUAUAUGUACUGUAGGGAGCAUAGGAAAAGAAGGGCUGAGCAUGGAUGAACCUGCUCUAGCCUUGAAGAAUACUGUGUUGUAAGAGUGUCUGCUUCUUUGGCUUCUAUGCUAGCAGGGAAGUUUCCUGUGUCUUACCUGG